This is a messenger RNA of Phragmites australis (common reed), 2208 nucleotides long. RefSeq names its product G-type lectin S-receptor-like serine/threonine-protein kinase SD2-5. The transcript is spliced from 2 exons. Gene Ontology annotation, biological process: protein phosphorylation. Lineage: Eukaryota; Viridiplantae; Streptophyta; Magnoliopsida; Poales; Poaceae. Gene Ontology annotation, molecular function: ATP binding; protein kinase activity. The record is from RefSeq and is a predicted model, not a curated record. The coding region runs from base 157 to 1872 and encodes 571 amino acids.
UGCGUUGUCGUUCACUGUAGAGCAAUUCAACACACCAAAUCUGCUAUUCCCUACCUCCCUUGAUUGUUAUUCCCCUCUGUCACAGGAGCCACGCUACAACCCAGAAUUCAAUUCAAGUAAACCAACACAAAGCAAAGAACAAGUGCACAACACAAGAUGACACUGCUGAGUUCCUCGUGGACUCUCCACGUCCUGCCUCUCUUCCUACUCCUAUCCGUUGCCACCAUCGGCGCCACCACAUUAAGCAUCACCAACCGAUGCUCCUACACCGUGUGGCCGGCAGCUGUGCCGGUGGGUGGCGGCGUGCAGCUCGACCCGGGGGAGUCAUGGACCGUCAACAUGCCGGCUGGCAAUGCCGGGCGUGUGUGGCCACGCACCGGCUGUUCAUUCAAUAGCGCCGGUAACGGUUCGUGUCAGACAGGAGAUUGCGGAGGCGUGCUCGCCUGCACAGGCAACGGUCAGCCACCCCUCACACUUGCCGAGUUCAACUUCGACUUCGAAGAAGGAACGGAUUUGUUCGACAUCUCCCUCGUUGACGGCUUUAACGUGCCCAUGGACGUCCUGCCGGUGCCGGCCUAUGGACCGGGAGACAAAGGGUGCAGCACGGGACCUCGCUGCGCAGCCAACAUCACGUCGCAGUGCCCUAGCGAUCUGAAGGCGCCCGGGGGCUGCAACAGCGCGUGCACGGUGUUCAAGCAGGACAAGUCCUGCUGCACCGGGAAUGGCAGUUGCGGACCCACCAACUACACGGAGUUUUUCAAGCGGAUGUGCCCAGACGCGUACAGCUACCCCUUGGAUACUUUGAACACUACGUGGACUUGCCCAUCGGGGACCAACUAUCAGGAGAUGGAUGUAGGGGAUGAAGAGUUCGGGGAGCUACUAGGAAUGCCAACCAGGUUCACAUUUCAGCAGCUACAAGAGGCAACCAGUCAAUUCAGAGCAAAGCUCGGGGAAGGAGGAUUUGGGUCUGUUUUUGAGGGACAAUACGGGGAGGAAAGAAUUGCAGUAAAACGUUUGGAUCGAGCUGGUCAGGGAAAGAGGGAAUUUUUGGCUGAGGUUCAGACAAUCGGCAACAUUCAUCAUAUCAAUCUGGUGAGGCUGAUUGGUUUUUGUGCAGAAAAAUCACAUAGGCUACUGGUCUAUGAGUAUAUGCCCAAUGGUUCCUUAGACAGGUGGAUCUAUUGCCGACAUGAUAGUAACAAUCCUCCUCUGGAUUGGCAAACACGACACAAGAUUAUUACUCACAUAGCUAAGGGUCUCUCUUAUCUUCAUGAGGAGUGCAUGAAGAGGAUUGCUCAUUUGGAUGUCAAACCACAAAAUAUCCUCUUAGAUGAAAACUUCAAUGCCAAACUUUCCGAUUUUGGACUAUGCAAGCUUAUUGAUAGGGAUAAGAGCCAAGUGAUUACUAGGAUGAGAGGCACACCUGGAUAUUUAGCUCCUGAGUGGUUGACAUCACAAAUCACGGAAAAGGUCGAUGUCUAUAGCUUUGGCGUGGUGGUCAUGGAAAUCAUCAGCGGUAGGAGGAACCUUGACACUUCACGGUCUGAAGAGAGCAUCCAUCUUAUUACCUUAUUGGAAGAAAAGGUGAAGAGUGAUGAGUUAGCAUAUUUGAUCGACAAGCACAGUAGUGACAUGCAAGUACACAAGCAAGAAGUAAUUCAGAUGAUGAAGCUCGCGAUGUGGUGUCUGCAGGUUGAUUGCAAAAGAAGGCCUCAAAUGUCUGAGGUGGUCAGAGUCUUGGAAGGUAACAUGGAUGCAGAAAGCAAUAUUGAUCAUAACUUUGUCGCAAACAGUCCAGCAAUGCUUUGGGUUGCUGAAAACAUAGGUCUGUCAGAUCCACCUGUAGCCACGGAUUUAUCAGGCCCCAGGUGAAACAAGGUAAUUCCGAGAAGUUAGUAGCCUAGAUUAUGUGCAGGAGAUAAGUGUCUCCAGAAAAAGCAAUGGUCUGUUGUUUUUUUCCUCCCUUCAAACUACUACAAUCUGAAGGAGGACCUAUAAGUUGCGUUAAUUUUUGUUAAAGAAUAUCACAAUAUUGUAAAGCUACUUUGGUCUAGAUCAGAUGAAUAAUCCAACUUUACACUUCUGUUCGGUUUCCCAUUGUAACACAAAUCUGCUUCAAGUUCUUACACAUGAAAUCAGUAGCAUGUUUUGAAAUGCUCAUAUGCUACUAUAAAGCAGAAAAGUGCAAGGGUGAAAGCAAAAUGGGAG